AGAAAAGGCCAUGGAAACAUCAUCAACAUCUAAGAAGAAGACAAUUUCCACCAUCCUCAUCAUCAUCGGUACUUACCCUUUCUCCUCUUCUUCCAUUUCUACUUCCUUUCUCAUUCCUUGCUUUUCCCUUUUCUUUUUUCUUCUACAAUCAGUGAUGCAGACGGAGGCUCUUCUUAUCGUCAACAGGUUUUAUCUCUAUGAUGACCCCGAUGCCAUCCAAAUCCAGAAGUUUGUGAUUGGGGCUCAACAAUGAAGAAAAGUGACCGCGAACCCGCACCUAAAAAGCCUCGAAUUGGAACACCGUCACCAUUACUGACUUUUAAGGUCCAAAAUGAGAAAUUAAGAGACAGAAUCACUGCACUCCAGCAACUGGUUUCACUUUUUGGAAAGGUGGAUACCACAUUCAUUCUAUUCGAAGCAAUUGAAUACAUUAAGUUCCUCCAUGAACAAGUCGGUGUGCUUGAGGAAGGAGGUGUAACACUGGAGAAGAUUCACACCAGCGUGAAUCCGACAGACAUGCUCACCAAAGUCUUUCCUAAAGAGAAGUUCAAGUUCUGUGCUACUUCUCUAGACUUGACGAUGGCGUAAAAGAAGGAUGGAGUGUGCACGAGAAGCAUUGAUUGAAGCUAUGAUGUGAUGUAGAGAUAAAAGAAUAUGACAAUAAGCUACAUGUUUGAAGA
Messenger RNA from Magnolia sinica, 680 nucleotides. RefSeq names its product transcription factor bHLH112-like. Bases 250 to 588 code for a protein of 112 amino acids. Gene Ontology annotation, biological process: regulation of transcription by RNA polymerase II. Gene Ontology annotation, cellular component: nucleus. Gene Ontology annotation, molecular function: DNA-binding transcription factor activity, RNA polymerase II-specific; RNA polymerase II cis-regulatory region sequence-specific DNA binding; protein dimerization activity. Lineage: Eukaryota; Viridiplantae; Streptophyta; Magnoliopsida; Magnoliales; Magnoliaceae. The transcript is spliced from 5 exons. The record is from RefSeq and is a predicted model, not a curated record.